Messenger RNA from Lucilia sericata (common green bottle fly), 1335 nucleotides. RefSeq lists its product as uncharacterized. The record is from RefSeq and is a predicted model, not a curated record. The annotation marks the transcript as partial. Lineage: Eukaryota; Metazoa; Arthropoda; Insecta; Diptera; Calliphoridae. The transcript has 3 exons.
CUUACACUUUCUUCAGCUUAUAUUUCCCUCUUAAUUGAAAAUCCUUUUCCAGGCACUGCCCUAGAAAAAGAACUCUAUGAAAAACUCUCACUGACCACUUUCAUACAACGACUUCUAACACAGCGUUGUGCCAGUUUCUUUGGUCGUAAUGAUAAAUUUUUACUGUUGUCACGUGAGCGAGGUUGCAGUGGUUUUAUGGAUGUGGGCAAAGCACAUGAAAAACCACCUUUAAUAUUGAAAAAUGUUUUAAGCUAUGAUGAAGUCAAGUUAUCGGCUUUGUUAAGCGUUUCUUCUCAUACGGAGCUGAUUAACAAUGGUAAUCGUCAGAAUUGUGGAGUAAUAGAGAAAAAUAAAUCUCUUAUAGAGAGAUCGGGAGUAGUAGUGGGUAUUAUAGGGGCCCGUUUAACAAGAAGAGAUGUUAUGGAAUUUCAAGAUAUUAUUAUAGCGAAAACACAAAACACUCAAGAAAAUGGUUAUGGUUUCGGCAUAGAUGAGGAUACUACCAAUUCUAAACAUAAAGAUUAUCGUCGUAUAUGGAAACAUUUUUAUGAGGAGCCAGACUUUCUGUACAAUCAAGUGAUUAAGGAUGGCAAACGUUUUGGUGCCUCGAAAAAUAAAGAUGAUAUUUUUGAUAAUUUAAUAAUGAAAAAACGUUAUACUAUAUCCUUUGAUACUCUACUGCUCGAGGCUGAGGCUAGGGCUAAGGCUGAAGAAAAACAAGCUUAUGUUCAUGUAGUGGGUAUAGGUUUGGGUGUUUGGAAGGCAGCUGAACAACAAGAACAAAUUUUUCUGCAGACCUUUACGCAAAGAGUAAAAUAUCUAUUGCCUCAGUUACAACACAUUGGAGUCUUACAUUUCUCUUGGUUUUCUUUAAGCGAAUGUGGUGAAUUGAAAAAUGGUUAUGUUUUCAAAUCGGAAACACAUCCUCAGGGUGGUAUUAAAUGUUUUCUAUCGAAAAGAAAUCCUGCUGAUAAAUUAAAAACCCCAGAAAAUGAUAAUAUGCUUUUGAUUAUUUCUUAUGCCUGGGAUGGUAAUGCCUUACCGGGUAAUGAGUUUUGGAUGAAAAUGUUAAAAUCUACUGGUGAUUCUUCUACUGCCUGCAGUACUCUGAUAACUGAACUACAUAAUCCUCAUAUUAAUGAUGAAUAUGUCAAUGGUGAUAAUUUACAUGUGGCCACUGAAAAAUAUGGCAUUAUACAUAUAGCUGAUUAUGCCCAGAAAAUGGUCGAAUAAUAAUUUUUGUAGCAAAUCUGUAAAUAUUAAAUGUUUUAUGUUGCAACAUUCUGUUUGUGUUAUUUAUUGUAAAUAAUUUAUUCUAAACAUUGUGCAAUAUUU